UUGGCUUGGUCAGGCAGCAGGGCCGACAUAAUUUCAUUCAGCAUUCUCGCGAUUCGGGGCGUCAGAGACGGAAAGGGAAGCAAUCUACGUCAUAGCCUUCGGAUCAUUACGGCGACCGCGACGGGCAUUCCCUUGGGCUGUGUUCUGCAUCGGAAAACUACGACAAUUGCAGUCUGGAACCGGAACAGAGCAGACGAUCGGACUUGACGGGAGUUUUAUACUUUGCGAGUGCUACCAAUAAGUGAUUCGUGCAUAUUAUUUUGUUGGUUAGAUGAACCUGGACACUUGAAAAAAUAUUGCGAUACCUACACAUCUGCUACAUCUCCAGGCUUGCGUGAAUUACCAAGCAGCUCCAUGAGUGGUUCAUUGUCUCUCGGCUCGACUCGGUAGAGCCCUCAGCUUCUCUCAGUGCUGUUCUCGCAGUUGCCUUCGAAGCUUAUCUAUCAUUACGCGGAGGAUCUCCUCCGAAGCAGAGGGUGUUCAGUCUUGAGCAGAUUUUUCUUCCAGAUAGGUGAACUGAAAAGCAGUGGGACAAACAUAUUGUCUCUUAAUCCAACUGGAAAAUUUUCCUCCAUUUUUGGUUUUUCAGUUCUCUUACAAGUGGUUUUUGGAUUUUCUGACACCAAAAGUGAUAGAAAAAACGCAUCCAGCAGGGACAGUGAAGUGAAGUAGUUCUUUGGACGGGUGGGGGCCGUCCCCCUGAGAAAGUGACAGUGGCUGGCAGGCUGGAAAAGUGCAAGUUUCCAGCAAAGAUGAUGGGAUUAAUGGAUUCCUGUUAACUUCCCGUUGGCUUUGGCCUCGGAACGAAUAUCAUCAUACACAUAAUUACUCUUGACGGCACGACCACUCAUCGCAAUCUACGUCAAACAGUCGCCAAUUUGGGCUAUCUGGAUACGGUUCCGGCGCCGAAUAUUAGCUCUAGUGUAGGUACUCGUCUCAUCCACUUCAGACGAAAUACUUCAUUCUACCGUACAACGUCCCAACACGUGUAGUUAGGCUCCUGGUAACACAAAUCCGACGUGAGUUAGUUUCUACCCUCUUCCCUCUUGACCCGUCAUCAACUUCCUCAGAAUAUCACACACGAAUCGAGGUCGAACCACCGAGUCCGGAUAGUCUCGCCCCGUCCGGGCAUAUACUACCCACAUCGAGACGGGAGCAGCACAACUUUAAAGUGAUGUAAUAAAAGCACAAUGUCAAAUAUUGACAUAUCGACGACAGCAGCAGCAGCAUGGACAAAUACUUACCAAAAACUGGUACAACGACUGCUUACGGUGGGAGUGCUGACCCUGGCCAUCCUGGGCAGUAGCACUGACAAGCUGGGCGUCUCGGCCGAGGGCAAUAUCGGUUGCCUCUUCGCCGAGACGCUCUGCCUCGAACAUCUAGAGUGGUGCUACGACGAUUUCGCAUUCGGAAAAUGUCUUCCACAAUACGGACUGGAACCGGAGGAGCUCUUUCGAGAACCUUUGGAUGAGGAACAAUCUAGGUUUUUGGCAGUAAUGUUGGAGGAUUUGCAAGGAGCUAGACUGGGAUGGGAACAUCCCUUUACCCAAUGUCGAAUGCAGGGAGCUCUAUUUGCGAUGCGAACCAACUCGGAAAUCCCUCGAAGUCUCUGCGCAAAUCUCGCUCCCGACCCGGAAGUUCUUGAUCCACAAAGUCCUCUGGCUUUCGUGCGGUUUACUCCUCCCAAUGAUGAGUACGCCGAUGAGGUGUACUACCCUCCACUAAAGAAAUCCCAAGGUCCCAAUUCGCGGUCUCCGAUCAGCGAGAAACGCUUCUUCGUCUCCGCUAGAAAACCUAGCAAGAAAUCCUCCCCUGAACUCGACGUUCUGUCGGAACCUAUACUUCCUUUGUACCCGAAAAAUCACCAAGUUCCGAUCGUUGAAGACAUGGUAUCCCUCCCACUCCCAAUUAUGGACCGGCAGUCUGAGCGCGGGAGAAACCGGCUCCGUGACAAUAAGAAUCGUGCCGCACUCAGACGUCUCGUUGAACAGUUCGAGUUCAGAUACCCUGGUCCGCAGUUAUAUCCCAGCCCAGACGUUACAGAUUACCUUGACGAUCCAUCUCCCAACGAAAUCGAGCAGUAUCCAUUGCGGAUAAAACCGGGGAUGUCUUACAAUGAGAAGCGUGAUCACUCUAUCUUCAAGGAACAAAAACCAGCCGAUGUCGAUGAGGAAAAGGCGCUGAAAAAGCUAGUCGAGAAAUUAACUCCCAUCGAUGUUCCGGACUACACCUUCAUCAAUCAGAAGACCUCGUCGUUUCGUGAGUACGCCAACAAGCAUCACAUCCCCAAGAUCUCCAACUUUGCUCCGGAAAACGUUAACAGCGUAGUGCAUGAAAAGGACGCUUCCAAGUUGGAUAAAUUCUACAAGAAGCCUCAUCACCAUCUAAAUGAGCUGAACGAGAUCCCGAGUACUUUCCGCGAGGACGCUCAGUUCGCUCCGUCGGAAGCUGGUCUCUACACUGAAGGUGGCUUCGUGUACGUUCCCAAACCAGGUAGUUCCAAGGGCAAAACCGAGGCACGGACCUUACUGGAUAACAUUCUCGGAUUCACUCGCCACGAACGAUUGGAUGUGAAGAAGCCAGGUCCACCAGCGGCACCUCCACCGUCAUCACAACCAGCCAACGAAUUGCCGAAAGAAGCACUUCCCAAUGAUACGGCGGAUGAUGAUGAUACCAAGAUGCCCAAAUCCAAGAAGGAACUACACCUGCAUACGGAAGAUGAUCAUGCACCGCAUUCGGUUGAUAGGGAGUACGCCCAUGUGAACCUUAAGAAUCCGAUCGAUAACUGGAAGGAUGGUGCGCGGAUUGUAACGGCAUUGGCAGAGGUGCUUCAUUUGCAAGGGUAUUUUACGCAUCCAAGAGUUGACCGUCAUGAGGUUUCCUUCCGCGUUGAAUCUAAUCCGGAGAAGAAAACCGCAGCAGAAAUUGCCAACCAGAUCAACAACGAUAGCCGUGUUAAAAACAAUCUCUUCCGGCGUUACGGAGUCUUGGUGACGCAGGCAGGUGUUGGAGACAAAACCAAGGACAAUGGCGACGGAGUUUCGUCGGAGCGGCACGUCGAAGAGGGUCCCGAUGUAACGCAUGUCAUGGCUUUCAUGUUUGCAGGAGCUGGUGCCGCAGCAAUUAUUGUGAUCGUGAUCACUUUAUUUCUCAUCAAGAAGCAUGACAAAAAGAAGGACAAACUAGGCGGACUACAGGCGGGGCUUUCCGGGGCGGACAGUUGCAGCAAAGACUACCAGGAUUUGUGUCGGGCACGAAUGGCGGGCAAGACGGGUAGCAAUGACUCACCAGGAGGGCGGAUAACAACACUAGCGAAGGAAGCCGAGCGGCCUCCAUCGUCCAGGUCCAGUACAUCGUCUUGGAGUGAGGAACCUGCGCUAACGAAUAUGGACAUCUCUACCGGUCAUAUGGUUCUGUCGUACAUGGAGGACCAUCUGCGGAACAAAGGACGACUACAGCGGGAAUGGGAAGCUCUAUGUCGAUACGAAGCGGAACCUAACGCACGAGACGCUGCAUUGCAGAAUCAGUGUGCUCCGUUAAACCGAUCAGGAGCUCCACUACCGUACGAUCACUCUCGAGUCGUGCUGAACCAUUUGGCCAAUGCGGAAGGAAUGGAUUAUAUCAACGCUUCAACGAUCACGGAUCACGAUCCUCGCGCUCCGGCUUACGUGGCAGCGCAAGGCCCGAUGCAGUCAACGCUGGCUCACUUCUGGCAAAUGGUAUGGGAGCAGGGUGCCGUCGUGCUGGUGGCACUGUGCCGACUCCAGGAGAACGGUGAAGCUGCAUGCGCCCGGUACUGGCCGGAGGAAGGUGCAGAAGUGUAUCACAUCUACGAGGUGCACCUGGUUAGCGAACACAUCUGGUGUGACGAUUACCUGGUGCGGUCGUUCUACCUGAAGAACCUUCGAACCGGAGAAACGCGUACCGUGACGCAGUUCCACUUCCUCUCGUGGCCUCAGGGUGGCGUACCGAUGUCGGCCAAGGCACUGCUGGACUUCCGACGGAAGGUGAACAAAUCCUAUCGGGGACGUUCGUGCCCGAUUGUGGUUCACAGCAGUAACGGAUCCGGCCGAACGGGCGCGUACAUCCUGCUUGAUCUGGUCCUGGGCCGGAUGAACAAGGGAGCUCGCGAGAUCGACAUAGCGGCCACCCUGGAGCACCUGCGGGAUCAACGGGCCGGACUGGUUGCCACCCGGCAGCAGUUCGAGUUUGUGCUGAUGGCCGUGGCCGAGGAGGUCCACGCAAUACUGAAGGCUCUACCGCAGAACUCCAACGCCAGUGGCGAGAAACGAUCCAGCGAUCCAACAACGACAACGGCUGCAACGGAAGGCAAAGACUCGACGGCGCACGGUAAGGAACAAGAGGACAACGAUGCAAAGAAGAAAGACGGCAAAACGGAGAAGUAGAGGAAACAUGGAGGAAGGAGCGUUGCAAGAUGAGUUGAUUUUAUUCGUUAGUUGAAAUUUUAUAGAAUGAAAUGUUAGUAGGAUGUAGAAAUAUUUUCAGUUGUUUGAGGUUCGGUUUUUGCCCCCCAAAAACUCGUUGCUCAAAGUGGAAAAGUAUCUUACUAUUUUCGUUGCACAAUUUCAUGAAUGAAUUUAUUUCAAGAGGAUAGUUUCAUAUUCAGUUGUUGUUAUAUUGUUUAGAUUUUUUUUUUUUCAUAAAAAAAAUGUUUCUAUAACAUUUGGUUUUCUUUAUUUGACGGAACCUGAAUCACACGAUACUAGAAAACCAAUGCAAACGUCUUAGGGAAUUUUGAAUGACACAAGAUGAAAACAAAACCAAAUUAUAAGACAUAACCGUUAUUUAAUCGAUCCUUAUAAGAGUAAUGGAACAAACAUACAUAAACAAAUAAUUAUUGUCUGUCAAUUUGCUGACUAGUUAUAGAGAAAAAAAAGUGAAUUGACAUCAAUUCCUAACUACACAAAAUUACGGGGGGCAAGCUUUUCCCCGUUCAGUUUCCGGGAAAAGCCCGCCACCUGGUAUUCAAAGUUUUUUUCAAGCAUCUAUUGGGAAACAUUUAAACUACAGUUGAUUACCAACAAACAACCUAACAAAAACGAAUAUAGGGACCGUAGUCGGCCGUUCCGACUAACAUCCGCCGCCAGCCAGCGUCCGCGGACGGUUCGACACGGUGCGAUCGAAUGGUUUACCAUCCAGGAAGUAAGAAUAUAAAUGUUAAGACACGUUGGAAACGUAUUUGUAGACAUUUAUGCGUAGACAAGAGAGAAUAAAGUAUACAAUAUAAGAUAUCAUCAUUUGAUUGUUUCUAUAAACUGUAAUAUGAGGCAACAGGUAGUUAAUACAACUUACUAGAGAACACAAAACUCACACAUAUGAAAACAGCGCAAACAUUGACAUCUAAUCACACAUACCAAGUUCACAUAUGUACCUCUAAAGAGAAUCUUUUUUAUGACAAAGAUGAAUUUUUAAACGACGUUGGCAAUGAAGACGACCGAAUUAGGAAGUACACAUUUUGACUGGGCUGUCGCACAGAUCAAACGGAACUGUUACGAAUCAAUUAAAACGUUAACAGCAAAUGCAAACGGCAUAGUAGGCAAUGGAUCUUAGGAAACGCAGCUUACUUUGACGACCACAAAAGCAGGGUGGCAUCUGGUGACCAAUUGGAGAAGCAAUUUGAAGCUAAAUUACGCAGUAAAUCAAAUCAGCCAAACUGUGGUGUCUUCUUAUGUGAAACGUUUUUGAGAUUUUUACUCGUGGUAAUCUAGAAUAAUAUUCGUUGAAAAAUAUAUGUUCUCCUGAAAUAAAAACAUACAAAGUACAUGAACGCAUACAACGUCGUGCUAACAAGCUUUAUAGUGACUCUGUACAGCUACAAUUGUACAACAAUAGAAAAGAUGAACAAUAGUGCUAAUGGUUACUUGGAAUCAUCGGAGUGACACGUGGUUUUAGUGGCGAAUGAGAUCUAUCCGGAAUCAACAAUGAAUUGCCCCAUAAUCAAAGAAGGCGGCUUCCAUCAAAGUGUUCUAAGUGUCAAAACAAAGUUUUUCUUCCAGUUAUUGAAUGCGUCAGCAACACCUACUGGUCAACAUGUGACCGCUAUUUAAAUCCAUACACACUCGAAUUAUCUCUCUCACAUUUGCAAAAAUUUUGGUGAAAAAAUCACCAAAAUAUGGAAAUUAUUUUGAUAAAAUAUUUAACCGAAGUUUUUCAAAGCAAAAGGUUUACUUUAAAUCGUCAAAAACAUUGCCAAGAUCUCAGUAAUUGAAUUCCCGGCGGUCAAACAAUUUCGAAUUUAGACGAUUUAUCUAAAGUUGUGUACGUGAGCAAAAACCCACGAGCAGUAAAACGACAUGUCAAGGGUCAUGAAAAAGGGUAAUUCUUCAAAACCAAUAAAACCAACAAUAAGUUCCAUCUCAGUUUGGCUGAUCAAGGUCUAGUAAAAACUUUACUGUAUGCUUUUACAGGAUUUGAGCAGCAAUUAUGAAAACAAUGAGAUAAAUAAUGAAAAAGGGAUGAAGUAACGGAACGUUGACGCGACAGCUUUGACAGAGUGUAUAUUUUUUAAUUCCACAUUAGAUUUGACAACUCGCAAGCAAAAGAGAAGACUUCACAUUUAUUUUUCAGUACUAGUCACCUGCAGAAGAAAAGAAACAAAAACUAGUCAAAACCAAGAGACAAGCGAUUGUUCGAUGAAAAUGAUGAACAAUAAAAUUAAGUAGCUUUUAAUGGUAAAGAAAUGGCUCUUCACGCAUUUCUCAAACAUUAUACAUAAAAUAAAGCAGAAAUCUAUUUAGAGUUGUAAGACACAAACAUUUACAGCAAAUGGUACAUUUUCGCACGUCUCCAGAAGUAAGAUGUAUUGGUAUUGAAUAUUAAUGAAAUGUAUAAUGUAAACAUGCACGCAAACAUAAACAAAUAUAUAUUGGCUCACUGCUUCCUGUCAAAGUAUCCUAAACUAUCCAGCCAGUUUAGGUUCGUUGACAGGAGAAAUAAAUAAAUAAAGAACUUUUUAGCUAUUUUCCCUUUCAAAGAGUAACAUAAGGUUCGGCGCGAGUAGGGACAAAUUUUCGCUACCACUUCCCAUUUCUUAUGUUCAACAAUUUCGGGGGCCAGACCGAAUGCUUAAUUAACCCAUUACACAUUUGGGAGUGCGCAAAAAUUUGUCUCGGUUUCGUUGCUCGGAACCGAGCGCUGCAGGUGGAUCAAAAAAAAGUAUAAAAGUAUAAAUAUAUGAAUAAAAAAAUUAAAAUAAAACAAGAAUGAUAACAUCCAAACGAGGCAACUAUUUAUUUACACAUUUGAACUGUCAAACGAGUUAUGCAGAGACUGACAAAUGUCUACUUUUUGUACUUCUUUGAUUUUUUGCUACUAGACUAUUGUUCCGAUAUCUCCUACAGAGCAAAGAUUUACUUGUUUUAAAAAAAAAACUAUCGUUUGUGUUAAUUUCAGUCUACAUGCAUUCACGGUAAAUGACAUCAUUUACAAUCGGAACUCUACGAAUUAAAAGGAGAAUACCUUACAAAAUAUUCUGUGUAUCAAGUUUUAAAAACUAAAAACGCAUGAAACUUUUAAAUUCCUUAUUCCUAAUAGACGUAUUAUUAUAUAUAUACAAUACAGAGAAUCAUAUACAUAAGCAAAACAAAGAAACGAGUAUAUACAAAGUUAUCCUAAUAACACAAAUCACAAAAUGGGGCUUAUUAUUAUACAUUAAUCAUUGUUUAAUCAAAGGCAUCUUAUUAAAAUCACAAUCAGUUGACGGUGAAUAUUCGUUGUUUAGUGAACGCCACACUGCGGCAGUGCCCGCAGGGAUUCCAGAGUGCAGCUGUCAAAGGCAACACUGGCAUCCCUGACGCCGGCGCAACUGUCAGUGGGGAUAUUGCUGUGAGAAGAGAAACAUUGAAGGUGUUGAAAAACAUUUCAACUAGAAGAUUAUAUGGAAACCUUAACACUUAGGGCAAUGGAAGAAGAGUUAUAGACAUUAUAUAUUCUGUGGAGAAUAAACAAGCAAAGAUAAAUAUUCAUAUAUUCUUGUGUAUAAAUGUCCACACAAACUAAAGCAAACUAAUCUUAUCAGAGAACGGAGGAAACGCAGAACCGGCUAUAAAGUGUAUAUCAGACAGUCCCAAUAUGUGUGCGAAUUGUGCUUGUGAAAAUGAGCUAGGUAUGAAUUUAUGUGUUUUCAAGUUAUGAACCACACAAAAACCCCUAACAGUUUGAACAAUAAAUGAAUGGAAAACACAAAAAGAGAAACACCUGAAACUUUAUUUUUCUCCACUUUUCCUUCACAAACACAUUUCAAUAAUUUUAAUCACUGAAAUAAAAAAAAUGAAACAAUGGCAACCCGUCACAGGAACAUGAUAUGAACCAAUGGCAUCACGGAAUGGAACGAAACGAACUUCAUUUGGAUAAAAAAAAAUUAACACAUUCAUAUACCGUAACGUUUAUCCCAGAAAUACCACUCUCUUUCAUAAAAUUUACAAUGUUUCUAAUCCCAAGAGAAGAAAAAUUAUUGCUAAAAAUAAUCAAGUCAGAAGCCACCCACAGAAAUCUUAGAAAGAAAAGUUUCGCCAACAUGUCAGCAAGAAGAACCUACAAAUUAGCACCGGAGAAGAGAAAGACAAUGAACAAAUAUCAAACUUUGAACCAUCUCGCCACAAAUUAUAGCUGCACUGGCAACACUGGAGUAAAAUAUGUAAACAAAUCACAUCUACUAUCCUCUGUUGUAUAUUGGCAGCAUAUAUACAAUAUUAUACAAAAGUGAAUCCGACAUAAACUAAAAAAUAGCAACAAAUAAAGUAAUCCCCAAUGGAUCAUGACUAUUAACUGCAUGGAGAUAUAACUCAACACACACCCCCCUCCCACGUACAUGUGAUUCUCUUCACUCUGAUUUGAACGAAAAAUCUUAUGAUGUAAUUAAACAAAAAGUAGAACAUUUUGGAGGAGUGCUUCGAAGAACCGAGCACCAUGGAUUCAGAGUUAUUGUUCUGUAACCCAAAAAGUGUAAAUGUUGUGAAAUACCUUUUUGCCUGAGAUAGCGAAGAAAAUACACUUUAAACAUACAUACACACAGACGUACACACUUACACACAUACAGACACACAUACAAUUUAAUGAACAAAAAAAUGAGAUUGACAUAACAGAAAAAGAAUAAUAAUGGAAACAGAAGAAAAGAAGAAAGUCACAUUACAUCCACGUGGCAUACAACCAAACCAUUGGUAAUCAAAGAAGUGAUGUCGGCCUGAUGUCCGGGAUUAGAGAGUGGUUAAUAUCAUGAUAAGUUGAAGAAUACAUCUCGGGGAAGAGGACAGAAGGAUUUGAGGAAAAAUAAAGUCCAUUUAUGACAGUCGAGAGAAACAAAA
Armigeres subalbatus is the source of this 9323-nucleotide messenger RNA. It is a transcript of the gene IA-2, whose product is annotated as receptor-type tyrosine-protein phosphatase-like N. Gene Ontology annotation, cellular component: secretory granule; synapse. Gene Ontology annotation, molecular function: protein tyrosine phosphatase activity. Gene Ontology annotation, biological process: protein dephosphorylation; regulation of secretion. NCBI's taxonomy places the organism in Eukaryota, Metazoa, Arthropoda, Insecta, Diptera, Culicidae. The transcript is spliced from 10 exons. Bases 1191 to 4406 code for a protein of 1071 amino acids. The record is from RefSeq and is a predicted model, not a curated record.